GUCCCUCCCUAUACGUCACAUAUACUGGUAAAAAUGGCGACGAGUAUACUGCGAGUCCCUCUGCGACUUUUCACCAGAAAUACGGCGACAAUGAGCCGUAAUACCGGCUUGAAAUCAUCAAACAUAUCAAGGACAACUCAAAUCCGGACCGCAGUAUCAACGUCUUCUGGUGCAAUCCUACCGAAACCGGAUAAAACACCAUUUGGUCUUAUCCGCAUGACAAUAGUGGUGGUGCCUUUCCUGUAUGUGGGAACUCUGAUCAGCAAGAACUUUGCCGCUCUUUUGGAGGAGCAUGACAUCUUUGUCCCUGAGGACGACGACGACGACGACUGAGCUAAAUUCAGAAAACACAUGGGUGCUUUGCAAUAUUGACUGAAAGCAUACCAGCUGGCACAAGGAAGAUGGGGAGGAUGGGGCACUUUGACUUCCAAAUAUAUCCCUCUACCUCCAGCCAUCUCCCUCCUCUCUCCUCUGCUACUUAUCUUCAUUUUCAUAUUUUCAAGAGAUCAUAUCAUGUGAGGCUAUCACAACUACUAAUUAUGCCCUCACUCUUGUUUGCAUGUUUGUGUCUGUCAGCUCAAUAAACAGAGGAAAUUA
Molecule: messenger RNA, 597 nt
Organism: Lates calcarifer (barramundi perch)
Lineage: Eukaryota; Metazoa; Chordata; Actinopteri; Centropomidae
Gene: smdt1b
Product: single-pass membrane protein with aspartate-rich tail 1b
Exons: 3
Coding region: 34-333 (99 amino acids)
Biological process (GO): mitochondrial calcium ion homeostasis; calcium import into the mitochondrion
Cellular component (GO): uniplex complex; mitochondrial inner membrane
Source: RefSeq, a predicted model, not a curated record